AUGGAGUUCCUAAAGGACUAUGAUUUUGAGAUUAAAUAUCGUCUUGGAAAGGCUAAUGUGGUAGUGGAUGCUCUAAGCAGAAAGGCGGUACAUGUGUUCUCUCAGCGGGAUGAUGAUCACCUAGCAAGGAUUCAAGUUGAAUUAGAGAAUGGCCCAGUGCAAGAUUAUGAGUUUGGAGAUAUGGGCAUCCUGAGGUAUAAGAAUCGGAUUUGUGUUCCCCAUGAUGAGGAGAUUAAGGGAACUAUCCUAAAGGAGGCUAACCGCAGCCAUUACGUCAUCCACCCUAGUGCCACCAAGAUGUACCAUGACUUGAGGCAGCAGUACUGGUGGCCUAACAUAAAGAAGGAAGUGACUAACUUUGUACUCUGA
Messenger RNA from Neltuma alba, 369 nucleotides. RefSeq lists its product as uncharacterized. Bases 1 to 369 code for a protein of 122 amino acids. NCBI's taxonomy places the organism in Eukaryota, Viridiplantae, Streptophyta, Magnoliopsida, Fabales, Fabaceae. The record is from RefSeq and is a predicted model, not a curated record. The transcript is spliced from 2 exons.